Molecule: messenger RNA, 1782 nt
Organism: Capronia epimyces CBS 606.96
Lineage: Eukaryota; Fungi; Ascomycota; Eurotiomycetes; Chaetothyriales; Herpotrichiellaceae
Exons: 2
Coding region: 1-1782 (593 amino acids)
Molecular function (GO): protein binding
Source: RefSeq, a predicted model, not a curated record
AUGGCCGAGUUGGCAAGACGGCAGGAGGGCGUAAGUGUGGUCGGAGGCACCGUCUAUUCCGUCGUCUAUGUAACGGCGUCGCCUACCUUCACUGGCGUUAUUGGGGGCUUUACAACACUCACAGAUGCAUCGGCGCAGGCCAGUGAGACAGAGGCAGCCAGUGCGGCAUCGACAUCGCCAACACUCGAAUUCUCCACCGCUCCAACCGAAACUGUAUUUGCCCAGGACUCGUCUACUUCGGCGAGCAGUCUCAUCUCACCGGCGACCACCUCCCUGAAUGCCUUUACCACAUCCUCGGGCCUUUCCGGCAGCAACACUGCUGGAGGGUCUGUUGCCCCUGCUUCUGCCACUGCGGGCUCCUCGUCAGACAAGUCAGGCUCAUCCAGUGGUGGAAUGUCUACCGGCGCGAAAGCCGGCAUCGCCAUUGGUGUUAUUGCAGUCGUCGGUCUUUUCGCUGUUUUCUUGCUCUGGCUUCUUGGAAAGAAGAGGAAAGCACGUGAAGCUCAAGCGAACAAAGACAAUGAAAAAUCCACCUACGGCGCUGGUGCCGGUGCUGCUACCGAGAUGGUCAACAGGAGUCCAACGGUCUCCAGUACUGCCGCUCCACGACUGAGCCUGCGGCCUGUGUCACGAAUGAUGCCAGAAUUCAUGGGCAACGCCUCGAAGGGUAGACUUAGCAACGGCAACCUUUUGAACACAAUCGGGGAGUCACGAGCUGCUCCAUCUCGAAACUUGACUCCAUCCCCUCAACCGCGCGGUCCAAGCCCUACUCCUAAGCUGUCUCAAGACCAGAACCCCAGCAACCCAUUCGCCGACCCUCAGAAUCCUUUCGCCGACCCUGAGAAGCCGAUCCAAGCUCCCCAACCGGUUGUUGUCGCCCCAGCUGUUGCCAGACCUGCCCCGGUCGCUCCACUUGCUGAAGCGGCCGCGGCCGCCAUGGCUGCUUCUGCUGCUACCGCGGUUGUUGCUGGAACUCAGCCCAAGCCAUCUAGCCCAGACGUCGCAAAAGGCCCUGAACCAUCCGCAGCAGUUAGUCCGGCUGUCGUCCCAUCAGCUGUAGCUGCACCAGUUGAGUCGGUCCGGCGACAAAGUUCAUCCACAGCUCCUUCAACACCGGUCCAGCCAGCUCCGGUUGCAGAGGGCGCUGAGCCACCGUCCGGCAACGUCUACCGCGUCUUGAUGGACUUCAAGCCUUCCAUGGACGAUGAACUCGAAUUGAAAAAUGGCCAACUCGUUCGCUUACUGCACGAAUAUGAUGAUGGAUGGGCUCUCUGUAUCCGACUUGACCGCUCUCAGCAAGGCGUCGUCCCGAGAACUUGCCUUGCAGCCAAACCGUCCAAGCCAAAACCAUCUCACCUGAACCAGUAUGCUCGUCCACCCCCUCCAGGGCAAGGUCCAAUGUCCCGACCCAUGUCACCAGCCGGUGGCCCGCCCGGCCGGAACGGCCCCAACUUUAACGGCCCGCGACCUGGUAUGCCUCCUCAGAGCCCGGUGACAGCUGGUGCAAGAUCAAUGAGCCCUGCCGGUGCCAGGAGUCCCAUGCCUCUCGUUGCAAGACCCAUGAGUCCUGGCCACUUCAACCAAGCUCCUCGACCAUUGUCCCCGGGACCUCGAUCACAUGCAAAGCGCAGCAUGUCACCAGAUCCGUACGGAGGUAGAGGACCUGCGCCAAUGGCUGUGGUGAAUCGACGACGAAGCAACUCGGCUAGCAAUUUCCAGGAUCGACGCACCUCUCCUGCUGGACCAUCCAAACUUGGACCGGGGCCUGGUAUUGCCUUGUAA